Messenger RNA from Verticillium dahliae VdLs.17, 1488 nucleotides. RefSeq names its product pbn-1. The record is from RefSeq and is a predicted model, not a curated record. The coding region runs from base 1 to 1488 and encodes 495 amino acids. Gene Ontology annotation, molecular function: mannosyltransferase activity. Gene Ontology annotation, biological process: protein processing; GPI anchor biosynthetic process. The transcript has 3 exons. Lineage: Eukaryota; Fungi; Ascomycota; Sordariomycetes; Glomerellales; Plectosphaerellaceae. Gene Ontology annotation, cellular component: endoplasmic reticulum membrane; glycosylphosphatidylinositol-mannosyltransferase I complex.
AUGAAGCAGAGGGUCACGUUCAUCCACAAGACUGGCGGCGGCAUCAACCCCGAGAGCCUUGACAUCGGCCAGCAUGGCAUCAAGGGGCCUGACCUCGAGGCUGUGCGGGAGGACAGACUCACCUGGGGCAUCGAUGAACUCCCCGACGCCUUCAAAGAGCUCGCCCGCGACUCCAAAGCCUUGCAUGUCCGAUGGGCCAGCUCGGCAGCCUACACGACUGUGAGCCCUCUCCUCUCCAGAGUAUCUCCCGGCUUGCACAUCUUCUACACGCCGGCCAAGUGCCAGAGCGCGAAUGGGCAAGCGAUAUGCGCCGCCAAGACGAGCAUCUUCGGAGGAGACAGUGUGGACUUGUGCCAGGACAAUGACAACUUUGUCAAGUGGUCCACAGCCACUCACCCUCAAGCUCCUGAGCUUCAGUACUAUGAGUUGAUAGAGGAUAUUUCUCCUUUUGUCGACUUUAUUUCCCAGCACUGCGCGCCGUCGGACGCUGCGUGCACAUCAAGGGCCAGCACCUUGAGCACUGCUGCCGCCAUCGACAUGUCAUGGGACACGACCUCCGAGUCCCUCAAAGUGACCGCACAGUGGCCUCACGGGUCCCAGCCACUCUCUGUCGCGUCAACGCCGGGCCACCGCACCGAGGUAGGCAUCCUCGGCCUCGACCCCUCGGCACAGGCCGAAGCGCACGAGCUCGGCAUUUCAGGCGCCCUGACCGUCCUCGACACGGGAAAGGGUCCAUCACCCGUCAUGUUCGCCUUUCCGACGCGCCACCGCCAGUCCGACGCCAGCUUCACAUGCGGCUUUCUCCCGCCGACAGGCCUGCAUCCGACGCUGCAGCUCUCGCUGACGGGCUCCCAGCCGCCCGCGGACCAGGCGGAGGGCCGCUGCACGCUCAACGCCUACUUGACGCUGCCCAAGACCAUCUUUGCAGACCGCUACCAGCUCUCGGACGACCUCUUCCUGGCGUCCAAGAACCUCACGGCGCUGCGCCACGCGACGUCGCCCGUCGACCUCGAGGCCCCGGCCUACGCCACCCGAGUCUGGGGCUCCAGCAUCCUGCUCGAGCUCGCGCCGCCGGCACGGGCCGCCGCCUGGACGGCAGAGGUGCCACUGCACCUGCGCUACCUGGCGCCGAACACGGCGGGCCACGCCGACGUUCGCGCGCCGUACCCGGCCGUGUUCUGGGCGUGCGAUGCCGGCGAAGGCGCCGAGUUUCCGAGCACGCCUUUUGAGCGGGCCAACCUGGGGUACGACGCCUUGUUCGGGCCCAAGACUGUGUUCUGGCACGUGGAGCCGAGACCGCGCGCUGGCGACCGGCUGCUGAGCCAUGUCAGGGUGCCUGUGCUCGACGCGGAUGAUGCGCCGUGGGUGCGUGUCGGCACGGCGGCGGCUGUCGUGCUGGGCUUCGGAUGGGUGCUCUGGGUGCUUGUGCGGGCGUUCCUCGCGACGGGGCACAGCAGACAGACUGGGAGCGCCAAGAAGACGCAGUGA